ACCCCGGCGUGUAUUUACCAAUAGCGCUGCGAAAUCAUCUCAAGGAAGAACUCGAGAAGCUUCAAAAGGAUGGAAUUUUGACCAGGGAGUACAAUCACACAGAAUGGUCAAUCAAUUCAACGACGUAUCGCUUAUGCUGUUGAAUGAAGAUCGUUUGAAACGAAUGGGGCUGAAGGAAGGACCAACACUCUUGGUUCUGGAUGUUAUAGAACGGUCGAAAAUGAAAAAUGUGUUGGCUCCAUCUAAUUUGGAUAAUAUAAUAAGAAAUGAAUCAUCAAAAAUUCGAAAAUUAUUGGAAGCAAAUUCCAAAUUUGCUCAAACAGUUUUGUAUAAGAAGCUUGACAAGGGACUGGAGCUCGAUAGGAAGGAAAGGUGCGAGAUGAUCCGGCUCCUAUGUUCGGAGUGGAGCGAUAGAGUGUUUUCGAAAAGCUAUCCAUCUACAACUGAGCAGCAAAAAUUGGCUCGUGAUAUAAUCGAUACUUUUCCGUAUUUAGCCAAGUCGGAACAUAGCAACGAGGCGGCAUUUUUUAAUAAGAAUAGUGGCAAAGGCCCCAAUCAUCCUCACAGUGGAAUAAUUUAUAACCACUUCAGGAACUUAUGCCACAAGGUCCCAUCAGAAAAGAAAAAAUUUAAACGAUCCAACAAAACGGAAAUUAUGAUAACGGAUGAAAUUCUUGAAACUGCGGAGUUUUUAAAAAAAAUGGAAGCAACAUCCGACAAUUAUACCUAUAUUACCGAAUAUAUUGUCAAAUGCCUCCCACUGUUUCUUACAAUGCUUAAACAUAAGAAAUCGCCGAGAAAUAUUAUCGACACAUUCCCACACUUGACUGGAUACAAUGGCGAUAUUAUUAUUCUCUUGUUUGAGCAGAUCAAACCGAACUUCAACAAACAUGCGAAUUUCAAUAGCAUGUGCUCCAAGGGACUCCUGUUCAAAACGACCAGUUUUUGUCGCGUUGAGGAUGAUAAUCUCAAGGGAUUACUCCGUAUAUGGAUGCAGUUAAACUGUCAGGGACUUGAGCGUAAAUCUGAAGAAGGUGACGCGGAGGAGCAACUGGCCAGUGCUCUAAUAAAAUGGAUUGGAGAAGACGACACGGAUCUACGAGAUUACCUGGCACAGUCUGAGGUCAACUACAUUAGGAAUAACACCUACCCUUCUGGGCACAUCUUGUGCCAAGGAAGACCAUUUUGUUUGGGAAUUUACUCCGUUUACAUAAGCGGAAUAAUAAUUAGAACCAACGGAAAUUUUUUGAAGGCCUUAGAAGUAAAAUCGCACCACGUUUUAGGGACCAAGCCGUCAAGCCAAUUAGCAAAGCUGCUUGAAUUUAUAGAUUUUCAUUGUUUAAAAAUUGUUAACACCAGCUCUAGAAACGGUGUAAUUAAAUUAGUACAAGCAUUUGACGAGGCAAAUGCCGCGAUUAACAAAUGUGUAACUGUAUAA
Molecule: messenger RNA, 1438 nt
Organism: Uranotaenia lowii
Lineage: Eukaryota; Metazoa; Arthropoda; Insecta; Diptera; Culicidae
Exons: 6
Coding region: 104-1438 (444 amino acids)
Source: RefSeq, a predicted model, not a curated record